CCAAUGCAAUGAAGUAGGAGUUGCUGUGCGAUCGAGCGAUUUACAAGGCAGGACUACAACAUUAACUUGAAUAUGUUUGGUUACUAUUUACAAACACAGUAAUAUUAUCGGAUAUUUGCGGUCGGUCGACAACAAAUAGAGCACUGAGAAGACCGAGGACUGAGAGAUGGCUUUGUCGGCUGUUUAGAAUCCCGUAGUCCCGUAGAAUGGGACGUAUUUGAAGUUUUGUGUUUGUUUUUUGGCGCUCUGGGACAAGAGUGAGAGAGUUUCAUAUGCGCUGUUAGUCAAAAAGAAAUUCAAUAACCCAUGUUAGCUUGUCUGCUAACGUUUAUUGAGUUCCAUCUGAUUGCAAAAACUUUGGGUUCGAGGAAGUUUUCCUUUUCAGUCACAUCCAUCCUCCUGCGACGGAUAAAUUAACUUACCACAUCGGGCUGGACGGGUUCCUGGCGGCCAUGACAUGGUGAAGGAUGACCGAGGCGAGGUUUCGGGAGGGACCCAGGAACGUUGAUGGCUGGAUGUAGAGAUCAAAUGGUCUUCUAAAGAAGCCAUGGGUAGCUGCUGUAGCUGUCCUGAUAAAGACUCCAUCCCAGACAACCAUCAGAGCAAAUUCAAGGUCAUAAAUGUGGACGACGACGGUAACGAGCUGGGCUCCGGCGUGAUGGAGCUGACGGAGGAGGAGCUCAUCCUGCACACGCGCAAGCGUCACGCCGUCAGGUGGCCCUACCUGUGCCUGCGGCGCUAUGGCUACGACUCCAACCUCUUCUCCUUCGAGAGCGGACGCCGCUGCCAGACCGGCCAGGGUAUCUUUGCCUUUAAGUGUGCCCGGGCGGAGGAGAUCUUCAACAUGCUGCAGGACAUCAUGCACAACAACAGUAUCAGUGUGGUGGAGGAGCCGGUGCUGGAGCCCAGCCAAACCCCCGCCGACGCUGCCGCCGCCGCCACGGACAUCCCCCGCACACCACGCACCCCCACCACUCCAGGUUACUCAGUGCCCACGAUGCCCAAUGGUAUUGGGCGCUACCCCUCUUUCGGCGACGCCUCCUCACGCCCCUCCAGCCGACACCCCUCAGUGGGCAGCGCCCGGCUCCCCUCAGUGGGCGAGGAGUCCACCCACCCGCUACUGGUGUCUGAUGAAACGGUACAUACGUACGUGAACACAUCAGGUGUCCAGGAGGACAGGCGGAGUCGAAGCAGUGUCCACGCCCCUCUGGAUCUGCGGUUGUCCAAUCCCGAGAGCCUGGUGCCCCCCUCGCCCAACGAGGCGUCGGAAGGGCACGUCCUGCUGGAGCCGGAGGGCGUGAAGUUCGUGCUGGGCCCCACGCCGGUGCAGCGGCAGCUCAUGGCCAAGGAGCGGCGGCGGGACUCGUCGGAGAGCGGCGGCGAGGCGGUGGCGAGUGCCGACGCGGAGCCUGCGGGGACCCCCCCUCCCGUUCCUCCUCAUCCCCCCUCCUCGACCGGGGCCCUCAACGGCUGCUCGGCGGCGGCAGCGGUGGCGCCCUCUUCGGGCCUGUCGCUCGACUGCGACACCGGUUAUGACAGCGACGAGCGCAAGGAGACGCCGUCGGCCUCGUCCGCCGCGUCGUCCUCCGCGACGACCGGAGCGAAAGCGUCGGCGUACGAGCACCACAACGGCACGGCGGCCGCGCCCAACCCCGCCCCGGCAGCCCCCGUCCCCCCCGCCGACAGGCCCGCUCCUCCGACGCCGGCCCCGGUUCCGACCGCCACCGCCACCACCACGGUCUCCACGGGUGCCCGUCGGUGCCGGCCGCCCAUCCCCACGCCGGACGCGCAGAACGCCAACAACUCGGCGCAGCGGCGCACGGCCCUGCUCAACUACGAGAACCUUCCGGCGCUGCCGCCCGUCUGGGAGACCCGCAAGCCCCACCCGGAGGCCGACGAGGAGGAGGAGGAGGAGAACAACGCCUACGCGCCAAAGACUCCGUCGCUCAACAACGGCUACCACCACCACCAUCAGCACCAACACCACCAUCACCACCACCACCACCACCACCCGCAGCACACGCCCCACCCGCUCCUCCUGCACCACCACCACCACGGCGGCCUCGACCCGCUGCACAACUACGUCAACACGGAGAACGUGACGGUGCCGCUCAGCGCGCACAAGCCGGACUCGGCCCGGCCGCCGCGCCGGGACUGCGCCGCGUCCCAGCAGCCCUCCGUCUUCAACUUUGACUUUCGGCGGGGCGGCGCGGGCUCGGGCGGCGCGUCGGGGAUGCUCCCGGCGACGCUCAACUACAUCGAGGUGGAGAUGGAGAAGGGCUCGGACUCGAGCGGGCCGCACACGCCCAAGACGCCCACCACGCCGCUGCCGCAGACGCCCACGCGCCGGACCGAGCUCUACGCCGUCAUAGACAUCGAGCGCACGGCGGCCAUGUCCAGCCUGCAGAAGGCGUUGCCGCGUGACGACGGCACCUCCCGCAAGACGCGACACAAUAGUACUGACCUGCCCAUGUGAGCCCGAACCCCCACGAACCUGACCCCAACCCAACCCAAGCACUGUCUCCAGUUGCACCUUUUUCGUUUUGUUUUGUUUUCUCGUCACGUCUUGUUAUUUUGUCCUUGUUUUGUUUUUGUCUGCUUGUAAAUAUAUAUAUAUUUACAAGCAGAAUUUUUUUUUUUUUAAUAUCUGAAGGUGAUAGGGCUGUUUUUGUUUUGAUGACCUUCUUAAAAUAUCAGCUUUGUAAAAAAAAAAAAAGUAUCACCCGUUAAAAAGAAAAGAAAGAGAGAUGGAAAAACUAGCCAAACGAACGCCCCCUUUCUCAGCGCUUACUGGCAGCAGUGCCACCGGGUACUGAAAGCUGACCUGAAAGGGAAAGCUAAAAUAGGUACUUGCCACAUAACAACACUAUCCUCUUCCUCUAAAAAGCCUGACGACAUUUCUCCUUCAACAAGAUUCUCCAGUGCCUCACUUUAUAAAGUUGAUUCACAGCUGUGGAACCCAACAAGGGUGAAUGUCUUGCAAAAAAAAAAAGAAAGAAAGAAAAAAAAAUUCCAACUACAAUUAUGUGACACUAUAGUGCAGGAUUCAUCAUUGUAGAUUUCCUCAGUUGAUACCUUUCCUCUUUCUGUGUUGUAAUUUAAGGACCACCAGUAGGUACACUGCAGUCACUUUAGUCUACUUGGUACAGUACAUGCCAAAAUAUCAUGCCCUCUUGUACACUAUAAAAAGCUGGAAUUUUUAUCUAGUUUAUGCUGGUUGUACUUAAGGUACUCGACUGGGCAUAUAUACACUAUACAUAUGUACGUUUUAUCUAUUUUCAAAGAGCGACCCUUUUUGCAUGCACGUUUGAAUCAUCCUGAAAAGUACAUCGCACUCAUCUUAAUACCUCGGUCACGGAGAAAGUUCCCCUGGACGGUUGGUGAUCGAGCAUGGUCAAGUGUCCUUAAUGACAUUCCUGAUUGUAUAAAACAUAAAAGAAGAAUAAUGAAAAACAGAUUGUUUACUAUACAAGAGGCGAACAGUUUCAUAGGAAUCUGGAUUCCGACGUGUCCUCCUGUUACUUUCGUUAUUGUAUCAUAUUGUAAAAUGUACUAUAUGCUCUAACUUGCAUUAUUUUUUGUUUUUGUUUUUUUUUCUACCUAUCUUUUUAGAGAAUACAUAGAACUAUAGGAAUUGUAUAAAAGUAGUAAAAAAAAAAAUAGAUAUGUUUAUCAAGCCAAUAAAACAUUAGUGACAAAUUGAGACCCCUUUUUGCCAAAUCUUUUUUUUUCACGAUAUAACAGUCUCUGAAAUAUCAGAAUUUCUCUAGAGGCCACCCACAGCAUUAUUAAACAUUCCAGAUUGACCUCUGUCGGAGUCCAUUUUGUUCCUGUUGGGACACUGGACUGUGCAGUGAAAGGGUGUUUUCAUCCUUGUGUUACAUACAGAAGCUCAGAAUGGACUUUUUAUUGACAUUUCAUUUUGAUAUUGGCUUUUUUUUUCAGGUAUGGAUAUUAGUUUACCAAAUGUUUGUAUUUUUUAAAGAAAAAAAAAAAACGAUGAAAAGACAUUGUGUAUUUUGUGAUAUUUACAUCAUUAUGUCAUACGCCAUCAGUGCCAACACCCUAUUUUUUUGUAGCAUGGCAAAAUAAUAAUUAAAAAAGAAAAAAACUUA
This is a messenger RNA of Sardina pilchardus (European sardine), 4115 nucleotides long. RefSeq names its product fibroblast growth factor receptor substrate 2a (gene frs2a). The coding region runs from base 548 to 2476 and encodes 642 amino acids. The transcript is spliced from 7 exons. Lineage: Eukaryota; Metazoa; Chordata; Actinopteri; Clupeiformes; Clupeidae. Gene Ontology annotation, cellular component: cell-cell junction; cytoplasm. The record is from RefSeq and is a predicted model, not a curated record. Gene Ontology annotation, molecular function: transmembrane receptor protein tyrosine kinase adaptor activity; fibroblast growth factor receptor binding. Gene Ontology annotation, biological process: fibroblast growth factor receptor signaling pathway.